GCUGAUCAGUACGUUAUGUCAUCGAUUUGGAAUUGUGUUGCAGAGAAGCUGGUGAUCGGUGAAGUUCUUUCUCGCUUUCCUUCUCCUCCUCCUCCUCCUCCUCCUCCUCCUUCUUCUCUGUUGGAAGGUCCCUGGCCUCGCGCUGCCGCCAUGUCGUACGGGAAAGCAGACAGCUAUCGCUCCCAGCCCCGGGACUUCAACGUUCUCAUCCAGAUAUGCAGCUCCAACAUCCAGAAAGUCACGCACAACACUGCUCAGGUCAAGAGCAUGGUGAGCCAGCUGGGAACAAAGCAGGAUAACAGUGAUCUGCAGGACAGGCUACAUCAGCUGCAGCACUACACAAACCAGCUGGCCAAGGAGACCAACAGACACCUGAAGGAGCUGGGCUCCCUGCCGCUGCCCCUGUCCCCUUCAGAGCAGAGGCUGCAGAAGAUCCAGAAGGAGCGUCUCAUGAACGAUUUCUCCGCGGCGCUCAAUAACUUCCAGGCGGUGCAGCGACGAGCGGCGGAGAAGGGGAAGGAGACAGUAGCCAGAGCCAGGGCAGGGUCCCGCCUCUCGGCAAGUGAAUUGCACAAAGAUGAGCCGCUUGUGUCAUUUGAAAGUAACGAUGACUGGGCACAGACUCAGGCGCAGGAGGAGGAUGCUGCUGUCACUGAGGAAGACUUGGAGCUCAUCAAAGAGAGGGAGACUGCUAUCCGGCAACUCGAGUCUGAUAUAAUGGAUGUGAACCAGAUUUUUAAAGAUUUAGCCGUGAUGAUUCAUGACCAAGGAGAAAUGAUCGACAGUAUUGAGGCGAAUGUGGAGAGCGCAGAGGUGCACGUGGAGAGGGGAACGGAACAGUUACAGCGGGCAUCGUACUACCAGCAAAAGUCUCGGAAGAAGAUCUGUAUUCUGGCUAUGGUCCUGUCCUUGGUCGGCGUGGUUCUGGGCUUAAUCAUCUGGCAAGUCACGAAUUGAGCAUCCCACAUUUUCAUUGUCCUUGAUCCUGGUUUUACCAGGGGGAGGAAUUUCCAUGCUGCACUGGCAGGGAAUGGACUUGACCUUCUCAGAUAGAGAAGGUGCACGCUUCCACUGGAGUUCCUUUAGCAACAUAGUUAGAGAUUUCUGUCAAGACAUAUGGAAACAGUAUUUAUAACUUAAUGGACAAAUAUAUUUGUGUAAUUCUAUAACUUUACCCCCCCUCUGUUUCUGAUUACUGUAAUAUUUACUGCAAUAACACUAACAUGUACUUUCAGUGUGUUUUGAACAAAAGUUAUUAUAUGUGAGCUAUAAUUUUAUCCAUGACUGCAUACAUUCAAAUUUUAGUAGAUCUUCACAAUUGCCAGUUGUUUCCUUUUCGGUUCAGACUCCUGGGAGAAUGGCAUGUUUUGGAGUGCAAAAGACAAAUUGGUUAAUGUUUAGAGGCAAAAACCCAAGACUGUAAAAACCACAGCUCCUCUCUCAUUGGACUGGACUUUAAUUUUCCAGAUUUUGUCACUUGUCCUGCUACCGCACUGUAAGUUUUGAGGAGACGUGUUUUGUGUUUAGGUUUGUCCUGUGAGGAAGGGGUUAGAACAGGAAGUUAAAUCAUAGUGUUGUGUUUGGAUAAAAUGAAGUCUGAAAUUUUAACCACAGUAUAAAAAACGAUUUAUACUUGUAAGGGUGAUGUAUUGCCAAUGAGACAUACGAAGAAAAAAAAUCUAGCCUUGAUUUAAUUGACCCAGAGAGCUGCUAAGCUUUGUAUGCUUUCACUUUGCUUGCUCUUUGCAGUUAACAAGUGUAUGGGUUGUAAAUCUGCUUUUAACUGGCAUGUCUUAUCUGACUUAAGCUGUUAGAUUGCGUUGUUUCGUUUGCUUAUUUUUAUGUCUUGUGUCAACCAGCAACAACAAAAAAGUACCAUGAACUAAACGAUUUCAGAAGCUGAAGUACUCCAUUCACGGAAGCAAAGAAGACUGUUUUUGAAGGUGGUACUCCUAAUGUAUUCUUGUCAUUAUGAUCUUUUUUUUUUUAUUCUGGUAGAAUAUUAGAAGAGUAAAGUGAUAUAAAUGUC
Molecule: messenger RNA, 2029 nt
Organism: Polyodon spathula (Mississippi paddlefish)
Lineage: Eukaryota; Metazoa; Chordata; Actinopteri; Acipenseriformes; Polyodontidae
Product: syntaxin-12-like
Exons: 10
Coding region: 16-957 (313 amino acids)
Biological process (GO): vesicle-mediated transport; vesicle fusion; intracellular protein transport
Cellular component (GO): SNARE complex; postsynaptic recycling endosome; synaptic vesicle
Molecular function (GO): SNARE binding; SNAP receptor activity
Source: RefSeq, a predicted model, not a curated record